AGGAGGCUCGCACCCUCCUAGCCGGGCACGGGGAGACGGCGGGAUCGUGCCAACGCUUCGCCUGCCCGCUUUGGGGCCCGGAACCUCGACACCAGGGUCCGCCCGGUCGGUAAUGCUCCCCCGGACCACGGGCUGGGAGAGAUCCACAGACUCGGACGCCGGGGACCGCAGAACCACAGAGCCAUGGAGGAACAGCAGGAGGACUACGAGUCCGAGAUGGAAAAGACAAUGGAGACCGAGGAUUACCAGGAAUCCGAGCCUCCCACAACCCAGGAACACCCAGAAGAGCAGGAGGAUUUCCCCCCAGAACAGCCGUCUGCAGAAUUCCCUUCCACCACAGACAAAGGCACCCACGAGGCUGGGCCUCUGCCCCCCCUGCCCCCUCUGUCCUCCGACCCCGUGCCCCAGGCCUACGUGGAGCUUCAGGAGCUGGUGACGGACGGCCGGAACCGGGAGCCGCUCUGGAUGGAGGCGGCUCACUGGGUGCGGCUCGAGGAGAACCGGGGGGCUGAGGGGGGCUGGGGGAGGCCCCACCUCUCCUUCCUCCGCUUCUGGAGCCUCCUGCACCUCCAGCGGGCCUUCGCUAAGGGCACGAUGCUCCUGGACCUGGAUGAGCAGUACAUGGCCGGCAUCGCCGAAAAGCUGUGCGACCAGCUCAUCUACGAAGACCAGCUCAAGCCUCAGGACAGGGAUGCUCUGCGCCGGGCUCUGCUGCUCAAACAUAGUCCAGUGGGGGAGCUGGAGACCCUCGGGGGGGUGAACCCCACCGUCCUGCAGGCCUCGGGGGACACCGCAGAGCCGCUACUGCUGCCUGAAUCACCCUCCCUGGAAGCUCGGCUCUUCUGGGAACCGGGCGAAGGCAGCGGGGAGCCUUCCCAUGUGCUAGAGAAGAUUCCUCCUGAUGCCGAGGCCACCCUGGUGCUUGUGGGGCAGGCUGCUUUCCUGCAGGCUCCGGUCCUGGCCUUCGUCCGGUUGAAGGGGCCGGUCAAGCUGGAGGCCAUAGAGCUGCCGGUGCCGGUCCGCUUCCUGAUCGUGCUGCUGGGGCCCGAGGCCGCCCACACCGACUACGGCCAGAUGGGCCGGGCCGCUGCCACGCUCAUGGCUGAGAGGGUGUUCCGCGUGGCGGCGUACAUGGCUCAGAGCCGCAAAGAGCUGGUGGAGGCUCUGGAGGGGUUUCUGGACUGCAGCCUUGUCCUGCCUCCCACCAUCUCGUCUGACGAUGAACUGCUCCAAAGCCUGGUGCCCCUGCAGACCGAGCUGCUGCGUCGCCAUUACCAGACUGUGCCCACCAAAGGAGACCCUGACUUCCUCAAGAGGAUAGGUCCGUCCAGGGGUCCCAGAGAGCCGGGCGGAGCGGACGACCCCUUGCAGAGGACGGGCCAGCUGUUCGGGGGUCUGGCCCGCGACGCUCGGCGACGGUACCCCCGCUAUCUGAGCGACAUCACCGACGCGCUCAGCCCCCAGGUCCUGGCCGCCGUCAUCUUCAUCUACUUCGCCGCCCUCUCUCCCACCAUCACCUUCGGGGGCCUCUUGGGAGACAAGACGCGGAACCAGAUCGGGGUGUCGGAGCUGCUCAUCUCCACGGCGGUGCAGGGCAUCCUGUUUGCCCUGCUGGGGGCCCAGCCCCUUCUCGUGAUUGGCUUCUCGGGGCCCCUGCUGGUCUUCGAAGAGGCCUUUUACUCGUUCUGCGAGGACAACGGGAUGGAGUACAUAGUGGGCCGCGUGUGGAUCGGCGUCUGGCUGGUUCUGCUGGUGGUGCUGGUGGUGGCCUUCGAGGGCAGCUUCCUGGUGCGCUACAUUUCCCGCUACACCCAGGAGAUCUUCUCCUUCCUCAUCUCCCUCAUCUUCAUCUACGAGACCUUCGCCAAACUCAUCAAGAUCUUCCAGGACCAUCCGCUGAAGCGAUCCUACAGCUCCAACGACACCUGGACGCACCAACCCACCGUGGCCCAGCCCAACACAGCCCUGUUGUCCCUGGUGCUCAUGGCGGGGACCUUCCUCAUUGCCAUCCUCCUGCGCAAGUUCAAGAACAGCUCCUACUUCCCGGGCAAGCUGCGCCGGAUCAUUGGUGACUUUGGGGUCCCCAUCUCCAUCUUCCUUAUGGUUCUGGUGGACACCUUCAUCCAAGACACUUACACUCAGAAACUGAAGGUGCCCAAGGGACUGACGGUGUCCAACACCACGGCCCGAGGCUGGUUCAUCCACCCGCUGGGCCUGCGCCGAGUCUUCCCCUACUGGAUGAUGUUUGCUUCCGUCCUGCCCGCCCUGCUGGUCUUCAUCCUCAUCUUCCUCGAGUCCCAGAUCACCACGCUGAUCGUCAGCAAGCCGGAGAGGAAGCUGGUGAAAGGGUCGGGCUUCCACCUGGACCUGCUGCUGAUCGUGGGCAUGGGCGGGCUGGGUGCGCUCUUCGGGAUGCCCUGGCUCAGCGCCACCACCGUGCGCACGGUCACCCACGCCAACGCCCUCACCGUCAUGGCCAGCACGACCUCCACCGGGGACAAGAGCCGGGUUCAGGAGGUCAAAGAGCAACGUAUCAGCGGGCUCCUGGUCUCCUUGCUCAUAGGCCUCUCCAUCCUCAUGGAGCCCGUCCUGAAGCAGAUCCCGCUGGCCGUGCUCUUUGGGAUCUUCCUGUACAUGGGCGUCACCUCGCUCAGUGGCAUCCAGCUCUUCGAUCGCAUCCUGCUGUUGCUGAAACCCUCCAAGCACCACCCUGACGUGCCCUAUGUGAAGCGGGUGAAGACCUGGCGCAUGCACGUGUUCACGGGCACCCAGGUGAUAUGCCUGAUCCUGCUCUGGGUGGUCAAGUCCACGCCCGCCUCCCUGGCACUGCCCUUCAUCCUCAUCCUCACGGUGCCCCUGCGCCGUUUCCUGCUGCCCUUCAUCUUUCGCGAAUUAGAGCUCCAAUGUCUGGACGCGGACGACGCGGAGGUGGUGUUGGACGAGGAAGACGGGAGGGACGAGUACUACGAGGUGCAGAUGCCCGUGUGAGCGGGUGGGCCAGCCGGGGCCCGGGAAGGGGGAGGUGGGGGCGAAGCGAUGCCCACCCCUCCGCCCGCGGGGCCGCCUACACCAGCCUGGGGAAGGAAUGAGACAGUCGGGGGCGGGGGGCGGGGGGCGCAGGGGGCGAGCAAAAAGAGUGUUUGGCUUUGUUAGUUGCGUAUUGGGGAUAGACCCUGGGGUUGGGGGCUCACUCUCACACUCACCCCUCUCUCGGCCCAGGGUGGGGGGCGGGAUUUUCAGAUUCCAAAGCGACUCGGGAUAGACCCCCACCCCCUCCGCCCCGCAGCCCCCCUUAACCCCUGCCCCUUCCCCCCCCCACCGUGACCUCAACCCUCAAAGGUCAAAGCUUCAUUCCUCCGCCCGACCCCCAAGGCAGUCGGGGCUCCGAGGGGUGGGUAGGGGGCUUCCCCUCACCCCCAUCCGUGAAUGGGACCCCCUUGGGCCGGGGGCAACUCAACAGUAUGUCGAUAAUGGGUGGGAGGGGAAGCCCGGGCUUCUGGGGGAGGAAGAUCUGUCGUCUAGCGAAGAUGUAUUUCCGAAGAUUUCAGUUUGCACCUCGGCUUCAAACCAUCCCCCCCGGGGACUGGUGUCUUCCCCGCCGCCCAACGUUGCUUCCGACUCAGAGGAGGGAGGGGUGAACGGGGUCGGAGGUCCCUUAGGGAAAUCUAUUUUUUAAAAAAAGCAAAAAUACAAAAAGAGUUGGAGGGGAACGAGGGAAAGUGGGAAGCGGGAGGGAGGGCAGGGAUUGAGAACUGAGAGAGGGCAUUCAUUCAUUCAGUCAGUCGUAUUUAU
Messenger RNA from Ornithorhynchus anatinus (platypus), 3792 nucleotides. RefSeq names its product solute carrier family 4 member 1 (Diego blood group) (gene SLC4A1). Gene Ontology annotation, biological process: transmembrane transport; monoatomic anion transport; regulation of intracellular pH. Bases 184 to 2988 code for a protein of 934 amino acids. The record is from RefSeq and is a predicted model, not a curated record. Gene Ontology annotation, cellular component: plasma membrane; basolateral plasma membrane. The transcript has 20 exons. Gene Ontology annotation, molecular function: bicarbonate transmembrane transporter activity; monoatomic anion transmembrane transporter activity; solute:inorganic anion antiporter activity. NCBI's taxonomy places the organism in Eukaryota, Metazoa, Chordata, Mammalia, Monotremata, Ornithorhynchidae.